AUGUCGCAGUCUUUAAGAAUCGAGCCUAUACCUUACGAAUCCAAAUUGCCACCGUCAAUGCCUGUGAGUUCUCCACCACUGAAAUCCCCUUUAUUGUCACCGAAGUCGCCACUUAAUCCGGCAGGCGUACUUCGUCCAAACCAUAGUAAACCAAAGGCAAAUCCCAUCGUCGAUUUAUUAGAAACGGAAGAUGAAUAUGUGAAAGACUUGAAAAUUUUAAUUCAAAGAAUUACCACAAGUUGGACGCACGAUAAUCCACCUCCUCCAGAAUUAGACAAAAUGUUUUGUUUAAUCAAUGACAUUUUCAAAGAAAACGAGAAUUUUUAUUCAAGCUUGAGCAAGAUUGACCUGGAUCCAAAAAACUUACGAUCUGCACAAGAAAUUGCGGACGUGUUGAUGGUCUGGGUUGAUCAGAUGGAAGGAGUUUACUCAAAGUAUUAUCAAGAAUAUAGAAAAGGGUUUGAUUCUUGGCCAGAGAUUGAGGCAAAUGAAUCCUUGCAGAAAAUUUUGAACGAUAUUACCACGGAGAAGAACCAGCCAGUGAUGCUGGAUUACUUUUUCGAACUACCGCUAAAGCGAAUUUACUAUUACAAAAAACUUUAUGCGCGCAUAUACAAGAAUUCUGAACCUGGAAGAGCAGACUAUGAACUUUUAACUAAUGCGAAUCAACGUAUAGACCAUUUACUGGAAUUAGAAAAGCAAGCAAUAAAGAAUGCGAUCAGACCGCGUGACAAAAUUCCGCAAAAUAUAGAACAGAAUGACAGUAAACAUCAAAAGAAUAGGUCUUUGAGUGCGCCGCAGGAGGCACCUAUUUUUACUUUACAAGAUUUGGAGGCCACCCUAGAUACUUCCAGAGUCGUGGAUUUGUUCACCAAGAAGCCAAAGCCCAUAAAAGUCAAUCUUCAACCGCCGCACCUUCCAUUCUAUCGAGAAUUAAAGCUUCACGAUGACUUUAUAGUAAUCCUACCGGAUGUCUAUAAAGCUCAUGUUAAAGCCCACUUGUUCUUGCUUAGCGAUCUUUUAUUGAUUUGUCAAAAGUUAAGUCCAGAAGAGAAAAAAAAAAAUCCAACAAAGGAAUAUUGGUUAUUAUAUCCACCAAUGAGCGGAAGACAUCUAUCGGUGCUCGACAUACAUGAUAACAAAGAAGAUUUGUUCCAGAUAACAGUAUUCAAAAAAACCGAUCUUGUAAUAUUUGCAGAGAAUAAGGGACUCAAGCAAGUUUGGUUGCGCGAAAUAGUUGACAUGAUAGAGUUCACCGUUAACAUUGGCGUUCUCGCAAGGUCUCCGACAAAACCAGCAUACCAAGGAGGAGACAACUAUCAACAAGGGGAAAAUAAUAUACCAUUAGACAUGGUGAAAAAGAGUCCGACCAAUGAAUAUUUCUCUCAUCCCAGAACACCUACAUCACCCGAUUACCCGAGAUUUUCUCCAGAAUCAGAAGCAUCGCAUGAUCUAGUAUCAACUGUUGAAACAUUUGACGAAACUCUAUUUCAAACAUCAUCCUGUGCUGUUUCGACUUGGGCAGAUGAAUGGAAGCCAUUGAGUAGCCAAGAAAAUUCUUACAUUGAGAUAAGAUUAACAAUGGACAGGAAAUCUCAGAUGAUGGUCAUAUCAGAGAAACGUCAAAAGGUCAUUUUUCAAAUGUUCAUUGAUCAAUCGAUACACGUGGGCCGAGAAUCACCAUGCAUCAUAAACGUUGCGCGCGAGAUCGGUCAAAGAAAAGAUUAUUAUCACAUAAACCUGUCAACAUCGUUUGAAGCAGAUCAGCUUUUCAAAUAUCUAACUGAUCCUGGGUACCAUGGUGCAGGAUCAGACGUUCCACCAUUACCGCCACCUAAGCCAGAGACCGAAUUCGCGCCUCGUAGCUCAUCACUUCAGCCACGUGAUAACGGCAGCCCCUUGAGAGAAAAAGAGGCUGAAACAAUAAGUUUGAUGGAAUCAAAGUGCCGAAUAUUUCUAAAAAAUGAUCAUGCGAUGUGGACUAAUUUUGGAUGGGGUAUGAUGAUGGUGUUACUGGAGACUCCAUUGAACCAAAAGAGAAUUAAGAUUAUAUCGGAUAGGCAAAAGAAAUCAAAGUUGGUCGAUGCGAUUAUUUGGGAGGCAGGAGUUGAAAAAGUUGGUAAGACCGGAGUCGCAAUCACGAUAAAUAACAUUCACGGAUCAUACGGUGCCGCACCGAUCAUUUAUAUGAUACAAAUGAAAGAUGAGGCCACAGCGAAUAAGGCAUUCAAGAUUAUGAAGGAUAGAACAAAGAAAUGA
Acaulospora morrowiae is the source of this 2259-nucleotide messenger RNA. NCBI's taxonomy places the organism in Eukaryota, Fungi, Glomeromycota, Glomeromycetes, Diversisporales, Acaulosporaceae. The record is from the annotation of a GenBank genome assembly.